Molecule: messenger RNA, 18176 nt
Organism: Amblyraja radiata (thorny skate)
Lineage: Eukaryota; Metazoa; Chordata; Chondrichthyes; Rajiformes; Rajidae
Gene: kmt2ca
Product: lysine (K)-specific methyltransferase 2Ca
Exons: 61
Coding region: 1110-16580 (5156 amino acids)
Biological process (GO): positive regulation of transcription by RNA polymerase II
Cellular component (GO): MLL3/4 complex; nucleus
Molecular function (GO): histone H3K4 methyltransferase activity; transcription coactivator activity; protein binding
Source: RefSeq, a predicted model, not a curated record
UAAUUGCUGCAGCAGCAGACUGCCUGACUGACAGCACCGACCGAGGGAGGGAGGGAGGCUUGUUCUCUGGCUCUUUCCAAGAUGGCCACCAACGAUGGAGUAAUGCAAUAACUUUACAUCGAGACUGCCUGUUUUUUUUUGUUUUUUUAUUGACAAAAAGUUGAGAGGCUGCUUUUUUUCAAAACCCACAAAGAGAGAGAGAAAAAGGGGGAAAGGAGAGGGAGGAAAAUAAACUGGAUUCUGGCCUUCCCCCCCUCUCUCUCCCCUCAGUAGAAGAAGAAAGAAGAAGAAGCACCAUGUCUGAUGUGUGUGUCUGUUGCUGGAAAACACCUUUGGAUUAGAGCCGGCGAGGACUUCAACAGAGAGGAGAGCUGAGCUGAGCUUUCUCUCACGUCUCAUGAUUUGGGAGGAGGAUUAAGGGAAAACCCUUCUUGAUUAUAUUGGAUCUAAUCCCUCCCCAAAUUUCCCUUCCUAAUUCCCCCCCUCCCUCUCUCUCUCUCUCUACAUUUCUCCUGUCACCACCACAAAUAAUAUUUUUUCUCUCUCUCCCUGCUCUCGUGUCUGGAAAGUUUUGUGUAGGGCACCGUCGAAAGGAGAAAGAGGGGGAAAGAAAGUCUCUUGUAUUUGUUUUUCUUUUUUUUCGCCAGGAACGAGGAGAGGGAUUUGGAACGAAGUAAUUACAAAGAAUUUGAAGGGAAACAACAAAAACCUCGACGCUUUGAGGCCGGAUUUCUCUUAUUUAGAAUAUCAAAUCGUUUUUUCCCCUGUGUGCGUGGGGACGUGGCAAGAAGAGAAGGUUUUCACAUUUAUAUUUCUUUUAAGGGAAGAGAGGAAGAGGGGGGGGGGGGGAAUAAAAGACCUCAACAUCGAAGAUUCUGGAUGAAAUUUCUGGUGGCCGCCAAUCUCCUUUGAUCAGAUUAGAACAAGAAACUUGUUUACUGUUCAAUAGACAAGCCGGCAGGAACCACGGAUAGCUUUUCGUUAAAAAUCUGCAAAAUAUCUGCGAGGAAAAUAUUAUUUCUGCCUCUCAAACCGAACCCAGCGCCGUUUACCCCGAUGACAGUUGAGGUCAUGAACACAAAAACUCCGCUCUUCUAGGAUUUAGAAGAAUGUCAUCAGAGGACAAAAGUGUGGAGGCAUCUGACCUAGGACCGCCACCUCUUUCUGUCGCCCUCGCGGCUGUUCCUGUUGGCAGCCCUGUAAAUAAUGACAAACGGCCACGGGGCCGACCUCGCAAAGAUGGCACAACUCCUCUACAGAAGAAAAAGAAGACUCGAAGCAGGGGGAAGAUGGUUGUUGAUGAUGAUGACAGUAUGGAUGGGUUGGAGACAACAGAAAAUGCAAUGGAAACAGAAACUAAAGAUGACUCACUGGAGGAGGACAUCCUUACAGAAAUGGAGACCAAUGAACAAUCACCUCUAUUGCAGCGCACGGUAUCUGAUGAGUCUGCCAGUUCCAUAGCCUCAAUCAAUCUCAAUACAAAAACCAGCAAUGAACAGCUCUGUGCCUUGUGCUAUUGUGGUGAGCGGAGCUCGUUGGGGCAAGGCGAGUUAAAAAGGUUCAGCCCAACUCCAGAUUUCACUGUGCUAAGAAAGAGCCCUUCUCAAGCAAAGCAAGACAGUACCAACAAUUCAGAGGAUAGUAAUGACAAGAGCCUCAAGCAGUGUUCCACAUCACAAAGGCAACAGAAAAAGUCUCCUUCCCACACUGCACCUGCUACUGUUCCAGUGGCUCCCGAAGAACAGAUAUGCAGAUUUUGGGACAAACUCAGUCAAGUUGGCCUUCCUGAUGAUGUUGAUGUUCAGACCUUAUUUGAGCCUUCAGGCCACUGUUGGGUCCACCAUUGUUGUGCAGCAUGGUCUUCUGGAGUGUGUCAGAAGGAACAGGUAUUGGUGAAUGUAGACAAAGCUGUUCUCUCAGGGAAUACAGAGCAUUGUGCAUACUGUAAACACCUUGGAGCCACCAUCAAAUGCUCAGAAGUGAAUUGUAAUCAGCUAUACCACUAUCCAUGUGCAGCUGGAGCCGGUACUUUUCAGGAUAUUAGAACUCUUACGCUCCUCUGUCCAGAACACAUUGAUCAGGCUCCUGAAAGAUCCAAGGAAGAAUCAAAUUGUGCUGUAUGUGAUAGCCCUGGGGAACUUUUAGAUCAGCUUUUCUGCACUAGCUGUGGUCAACAUUACCAUGGAGCUUGCCUAGACAUAGCUGUGACACCUUUGAAACGGGCUGGGUGGCAGUGUCCAGAGUGCAAAAUCUGCCAGACCUGCAGACACCCAGGUGAUGACAGUAAAAUGUUGGUUUGUGACAUAUGUGACAAAGGCUAUCAUACGUUUUGUCUUCAACCUGCAAUGGAGUCAAUACCAACAAAUGGCUGGAGGUGUAAAAAUUGCAGGGUAUGUGUUGAAUGUGGCACACGGAACAGCACUCAUUGGCACUACAACUGUUCACUUUGUGCUAGUUGUUAUCAGCAACAAGACCACAGCUUCUGUCCACUCUGUGGCAAAAUUUGCCAUCAAGACUCCCAAAAGGACGCACUGCAUUGUCAGAUGUGCAAAAGGUGGAUUCACAUAGAAUGUGACAAAUCUUUGGAAAAUAAUGAGGCCAAUUUGGUAAAAGGAUGCUACAUCUGUAUAGCGUGCAAAGAAACUGGUUCAGAAGAAAAUGUUCAGUCCUGUGAGAACAAGGUUGAUGAUUGCAUUGCAGAACCUGAAGCAGGUGUUCCUGGAAUUAAUGGAGCUGUUGAGGAACAGUUAUCACAAGGAGAGGCUAUUCACCAGCCAGACAACCCUAUUAGCCUUGCUGAAGAUCGGAGUAUUACAGUUAAGAAAAAUGAUUUGGCAACAGCCCGUACAAUUGACCACAUAGAGUCUGAUUUGCCCAAGGAUGCUAUGGUCUCUGGAGAAGUACUUCAACAGCUUGAGUGUCGAACAGCAGUGAUGGUAGUCCAAGACACAGAGACGAAUGAAAAUAAACCUGAAACACUAUUACAACCUCAACUGGAUGGGAAGGCACUACAUUUGAAAGAGUUUGUUGAAGAAGCAGCCCCAGUAGCAGAGCAUCCGAUUUGUGAGAACAAGACAGAACCAAUGGAAAUUUCAGCCACAGAAGUGUCAAAUAAUAGGCUUCCACAGGAGGAUGUACUGACCAAGGAACUUCCAGAAAUCGUACCGGUGAAUAAUGUGGCACAGCGAAGUGAAGAAAGAAAUUCCCAAGUGUUUCUCAGUAGCAAUGUUUUUGAAGCUGAAGAAACUCCCAGUGAGUAUACAUCAGAGCUAAAUUCACCAAUUGAAAAUAAAGCUGUCAAAGGCUUUGUAGAAACAGACAAUAAUUAUGCCAACAGCAGCAGAUCCUCUUCAGUUUCUCCCUCUUCUGUGACUGUUUCAGUUGGGUUAACUCCGAUGACUAAUGUGUCUUGCACUUCAGCUCCAACCACAUUCGGUUCAAGAAUUCCUGCACCUGCCUUCGUACCUCUGGUUCCAAAAAUAGGCAUGGGGAAACCAGCUAUUACCAAAAGGAAAUUUUCUCCAGGAAGACCCAGAAUGAGACAGGGCAUAUGGGCGACAAAUGCUAUGAGUUCGCCUUCCUGGUCUGCAAACAGUUAUGAAUUUCGGGAGAGUAUGGUAAAAACAAAGCAGUCUCAGAACACCAUUUGGAACGUCAAAGUGGGCCGUGGUGCUGGUUUUCCUGGUAAAAAGAGGCCACGUGGUGGAGGACAUCCUGGUCGAGGAGUUAGAGGCAGGUCCAAAAUGAAAAAUGGGAUUGGUGCGGUUAUAACACCAGGAGCUGGAGCCACAGAAAUGAUGUAUAAUAAGGACGAAGAUGAAAACGCUAUGCACAACACAGUUGUUUUGUUUUCUACCAGUGAUAAAUUUACCUUAAAACAGGAUAUGUGUGUUGUUUGCGGGAGUUUUGGGAAAGGUCCAGAGGGACGAUUGCUUGUUUGCUCUCAGUGUGGCCAGUGUUAUCAUCCCUAUUGCGUCAGUAUUAAGAUCACUAAAGUAGUGCUGAGUAAAGGUUGGCGAUGUCUAGAAUGCACAGUGUGUGAAUCCUGUGGAAAGGCCACCGAUCCAGGUCGUUUGCUUCUCUGUGACGAUUGUGAUAUCAGCUAUCAUACCUAUUGCUUAGAUCCACCUUUACAGACGGUUCCCAAAGGUGGCUGGAAAUGCCGAUGGUGUGUUGCUUGCGUACAGUGUGGGUCAACCUCACCUGGGUACAAGUGUGAAUGGCAGAACAAUUAUACACAAUGUGCUCCUUGUGCCAGCUUGACUGUCUGCCCAGUCUGCAAUAAGAACUACAAGGAGGAGGAACUUAUUAUACAGUGCCGACAGUGUGACAGGUGGAUUCAUGCUAUUUGCCAGAACCUGAACACAGAAGAUGAAGUUGAGACUGUAGCAGAUAACGGCUAUGACUGUUUUACAUGUAGACAAUAUGCAACGACAACUCCAGUGACUACCUCAGAAGGGAUGGAUCUAUCUUUGAUUACACCUCAAGUUAUUGUAAAGACUAAGGAAUCAGAACCAACACGGACAUUUACACAGGAUGGUGUCUGCCUAACGGAGUUGGGUAUUUCACAGCUCCAAAGCCUCAGUGUUGCUCCACCACGUCGGAAGCGACCCAAGCCAAAGUUGAAGCUAAAGAUCAUAAGUCAAAAUAGCGUGGCUGUUUUGCAAACUCCACCUGAUCCGCAGUCCGAACAGUCCAGAGACCUAGAUGGAGAUAUGGAUGAUAGCAGAGUAGCUGAUCUAAUGGACGGUGAUGCAAAGUCUGAUACACUCACUAGCCCAGAACGAGAACCAGCAGAUGAUGACCAUAAUGGAGGCAAGGGGUCUGACAGCCUUAAGAAGAGGAAGAGGAAACCAUAUAGACCUGGAAUUGGUGGGUUCAUGGUGCGCCAGAGGAGCCGGACAGGACAGAAUAAGUCAAAGCGCUCAUUGUCCAGGAAGAAUUCCACUGGUUCCAUGUCUGAAAUGAUGGUUGGGAAGGAGGAUGGUUGGAUUGAACAACAAUCGGAAAUGCCUGUUGAUGCAAUGGCUAUUGUCCCUGAGAUUGUAGAGAAAAUAAAAAAGCGAUACAGGAAAAAGAAGAAUAAAUUGGAGGAAAUGUUUCCAACCUAUCUGCAGGAAGCUUUCUUUGGAAAACAUUUACUGCAUACGAGUCGACAGAGUAAGUCAAUUUUGGAUGCCCUGUCUGAUGAUGAAUCUUCACGGUUACCAAACAGAGUACCAAAUGUGAACAUGAACUUCCUGAAUCCUUCCUCUGACCCACUGUUGAGUUCAGCUGCCGCACAAGUAUUGACAAAACAACCAGGUGGACAAGGUAACGGAGAUGAUCCACUUGCUGAUCUCUCAGAAGUCCUUACCACGGAAGAUGAUAUCCUUGGAAUGCUUUCUGAUGAAUUGGGAAAAGCAAGAGAUGAGUCAGGUCUUGAUUUAUGCACUUUCCAGAUCGAGAAUUCACCAUCUCCAUUUGCUGGACUGGAUCUUGGCCCAAUUUCAGAGGAUCCAUCCUCUGUUUCGCAGUCAAAUGGAGGCCAAGGCACACGACCUUUGUCUGAGGAGCAACUCGACCGAAUCCUUAGUCCCGACCUUGAGAAAAUAGUCACAGAUGGUACAAUUCUGAGUAACCUUUACAAAAUUCCAGAACUGGAAGGAAAGGAAGUGGAAGAUCUGUUCACGGCCGUGUUAAGUCCUUCAGCUAACCAGCCGCCUCCACCAGCAAUGCCCUUACCACCACCUGACCAUGGAAAUGGAGGCUUUACCAGGGUUCCAGCCAUGAAUGGUGUGAUUGGACCACAACAUCAAACACCUUUAGCACCUGGAAAUGGAUGUUGCAUCAGCACCACUUACUCUUCUAUCCCUCAGGCACCGUUCACUGACAGCAACCGAGACAAGAACCAUACUUUUAGUCAAGUUGUUGGUGACGGACCCAGCCCAUGGGUACCCUCUGCUCCUGCUGUGGAAGUGGAAGGAGACACGCUAAACUAUACACAGCGGAGUACUCUGAAAUGGGAGAAGGAAGAAGCCCUGGGAGAAAUGGCAACAGUUGCCCCAGUUCUGUACACAAACACAAACUUCCCAAACCUGAAAGAAGAUUUUCCAGAUUGGUCUACCAGAGUUAAACAAAUCGCUAAACUGUGGAGGAAAGCAAGCUCCCAAGAGAGAGGACCUUAUGUGCAAAAAGCAAGAGACAAUCGGGCAGCAUUACGUAUAAACAAGGUUCAAAUGACGAGCGAAUCUUUGAGAAGACAACAACAGGAAUGCAUUGACUCUGUAUCUCACCCUGAUGUUGACCUGCCGUUUAAGGAUCAAAUUAAGCAAAAGGAAUCAGAGCAUGAGCAAGAAUGGAAAUUUAGACAGCAAAUGCGGCAAAAGAGUAAGCAACAAGCCAAGAUUGAAGCUACACAGAAACUGGAACAAGUGAAACAUGAGCAACAACAGCAGCAACAGUUUGGUUCGCAGCAAUCAACAGGCGAGGAUGAUUCCAACAGUCCUACCGUAGAUGAACAGGACAAUGAGGAACUGUCUCCUCUACAACAGUUGCCCAAAGAAGAGUUUACAGAACCUGAGAUUCCUGGCACUCUUGCAUCAAUGUCAUCAGACGAUGUCUUUUUAAGACCACAAGCUCCUCCUCCAACCCCAAACAGGACCCCUUUGCAGGAUCCAUUUGCACAACCUCAGACUUCACAGCCUCAGUCAACGCAAAUGUUUUCUUCAGCUGCAAAUGGAUCCAGGCCGUCAUCUCCUUGGGAUCCAUAUGCAAAAAUGGUUGGAACACCAAGACCACCACCAGUUGCUCGGAGAAAUUCAGUGCCCUCUCUCGAUUCCUGUGCUGUUCCACAAGGUGUUUCCAGGACAUCCCCAGCUGCUGAACAGAUUGAGAAAAGUAGACCUUCCUUAGCCAAUGAGUCCUUUGGCUCACCAGCACCGCCAGCCAGCAUUGAUCCUUGCGCAAAAGCACCAGAUACUCCUCGACCAGCUAUGACCAUGUCAACAGAUCACUUUUCAAAGCCAUUCGGAUUGCCAAGACCAACAGUAAAUCCUAAUUCAAUUGCUACCGAUCCUUUUGCUAAACCUGCACUCAGGCCUGAUAUGUUUCCUAGAAGUCAGCUGCCACAUAACAGAAUGACAACUCAUGAUUUUUAUUUGCGAUCUCAACUGGCAUCAGGUCUAGCAGGUAAAGAAGGUGGCGGUGGACACUUGUUUAAGACACCGAUGUUACCACAUCAGUCACCUCAAGACGUUUAUGCAUCAGUGCCUCUAACUCCAAGACGUAUUCCUGUUGAUCCGUUUGAAAAAACUGCAUUGACCCCUAGACUUAUGGAUGACUUUCAGCAGAACCCACUGCAGCCUCAAUCUCAGGCAGUGGAUCCAUACGCACAGCAACCACAUACACCUCGUCCUGAGCUGUAUCCACAAAGUCAGAGAAUUUCCCGGCUGAUCCAAGGCGAUAUGUUUAUUCAGCCAGGAUCGAGGUCGAGAUGUUCUCCUCAGGAUCCUUACGCGCAGCCUCCUGGAACACCUCGCCCAGCAACUGAUCCUUACGCACAGUCCCCUGGAACACCUCGCCCAGCAUCUGAUCCUUACACACAGCCCCCUGGAACACCUCGCCCAGCAACUGAUCCUUACGCACAGCCCCCUGGAACACCUCGUCCCACAACUGAUCCUUACGCACAGCCACCCGGAACACCUCGCCCAGCAACUGAUCCUCACGCACAGCCCCCUGGAACACCUCGCCCAGCAUCUGAUCCUUACGCACAGCCCCCUGGAACACCUCGCCCAGCAACUGAUCCUUACGCACAACCCCCUGGAACACCUCGCCCAGCAACUGAUCCUUACGCACAGCCCCCUGGAACACCUCGUCCCACAACUGAUCCUUACGCACAGCCUCCUGGAACACCUCGUCCCACAACUGAUCCUUACGCACAACCCCCUGGAACACCUCGCCCAGCAAUCGAUCCUUACGCACAACCUCCUGGAACACCUCAUCCCACAACUGAUCCUUACGCACAGCCCCCUGGAACACCUCACCCUACAAUUGAUCCUUACGCACAGCCACCUUUAACUCCAAGGCCAGCUCCCAUUGAUCCAUAUGCACAGCAACCGCAUACACCAAGACCUCCACACCAAACAGAUCUAUAUUCCCAGCCACCUGGAACUCCAAGGCCUGGACCUGGAGAUUGUUUUGUGCAAUCACCAAUCAGUAAACGAUAUUCUGAUCCAUAUGCACAAGCCCCUGCAACCCCAAGAGCCAUUGUUACUGAUGCCUUUUCACAACCUCCACAGUCUCCAAGACUCACUACAACGGAGUCAUUCGACCGGCAAGUUUUGAUAAGACCAGGUUUGUUGGCAAAUCAGGAUCUAUUCUUGCAACUGCAGAUCAACAGAGCCUCGAAUAUCCAAGAUACAUUUGUGCGGCCUGCUGAUCCACGUGGUCGAACUCCUCAGAAUCCCAGGCAAGCUGGAAUGUCUGAUGACCCCUUUUCACCCCAUGCUCCAUCACUGAGGCCAACCGGUGAUGCAUUUGGACAUAUGGUACAUGACCCAUAUGAUCAACAACCGAGGACUCCAAGACCUCAGACCAAUGACAUGUAUGUCCAGGGGAGGCUUAAUCACGAUGUUAGCGACCAGCAAGGAACUCCAUCGGAUACCCUGAAUUUCAGCAGUUCCACGGAGUCACCCAUAAAUUCACAAGUGCAGCAGUUUCAUAAUGUGCCUUCAACACAAGAUCAAGUCCAAUCAACAUUGGCGUCAGAAACUCAAAAUAACACAAGCACGGGUCAUAUGGGCAAUGAAGAGAAGCAAAGACAGAGACUGAGAUUACGGGAACUGAUUCUCCGCCAGCAACAGCAGAAAAAUGCUGUCCGACAGGAAAAGAACAUGCAAGAACAAGCAAUGACAUCUGCUGCAACACCACUGAGGCACUGGCCACAGGAGGAUCUAAAAAGUCACAAUGAAUUAUUUGGAAGGCCACCUCCACCGUAUCCUGGCAUUGUGCGAAUUCCACUUGCAUCUCAAGCUGGCCAAAGAUUUUCGGACCCAUUUACAAAUGAACCAAGGCGACGUUUUUUAACCGAUGAUCAAUUUAACAGACCUCAAUUCUCUGGAGAUGCUGCAAGAAUGGUUAUGAGACCCCAAGGUCCAAGGUAUUCUUUUGCAGGAAAUGGACAGAGACCAUUUGCAAGUCAGGAACACUUUCUUGCACAGCAGCAGAUGCACAUGCAUGGUCCAGGUCUUCGACAGCAACUAAGGAGAUCAUUGUCUGUAGACUUUACCAGGUCUUUAAACAAUCCACAGGUGAACAAUGGAAUGAUUAUUCCUCAGCAUUUUCCUCCUCAGGGUAUGCAAAUGCAGCAGCACAAUAUUUUGGGUCAACCAUUCAUUGAACUUCGGCACAGAAUGUCAGAAAGUGGGCCACGGCUUCCAUUUCCAUUAGCCAGUGGUUUAAAUCCAGCCAGCCAGCAGCAAAGACCUGGUGAGGUAAUGCCAGGACAGGGUGCCUUCUCUUCAAGUCAAGGACCAAAGUCAUUGGACUCGGUGUCAAACCAACACUAUAUACGUAGUCAAGUGGAAAAUUGCAGCAAUAUGGAUCAGCUUAAUCAGCACCAACAGCAGCAGAUGCAUUUACACCAUCCAACUGUGCCCCUCUCUCGUUCGUUAAGUAACCCUCCAGCUAGUCAUGCUUUUUCAUCAGCAGUCUCCUUAUCAGCCAGGUCAUCUACACAAGGAGAAGGUAUGGUCGAGAAACUUGAUCCUGAUGACACUUCAGUGAAAGAUCUUGAUGUGAAGGACCUUGAUGGAGUAAGAGAUCUAGAAGUUAAAGACUUGGAUGAUGAAGAUUUGGAAAAUUUAAAUUUGGAUCCAGUGGAUGGAAAAGGUGAUCCUGAUUUGGAUAAUUUAGAUAACAUAGAAACAAAUGACCCACAUUUGGAUGACCUGUUAAAAUCAGGGGAGUUUGACCUUAUUGCUUAUACAGACCCUGAGCUGGAUCUGGGUGAUAAAAAGGAUAUGUUUAAUGAAGAAUUGGAGCUCAAUGAUCCAAUAGAUGUUAAAGUGGAUGAGCAUAAGACUGAAGAAGAAAAUAAAGCUAACCAGGAAGCCAAAGCAGGAGAACAACCUGGCAGUUUCACUGAAAAAGAAGCGGCUGCUUUGCCCUGCGAUGGAUCAGCUGAUAGUAGUCCGAUUAAAUCAGAAACUUUUACUGGUGAUGGUAAUCAUGAUACUCCAUAUGGUGCGAGUACAACUGAUUCUGAGGCAAUACAUACAAUGACGGAUGGUACUUCCACUUCUGACUCUUGUAUUGGUAGAGAACUGGAAAUCACAAAGGAAGAAGAAAGAGUGGAUGGUAACCAAGAAUUAAUGGGGGCAAGCCCAUGUUUCAGUGACUCGCAGUCUUCUACCCAAACAUCUAUGUCCUUUGGAAGUUCGUGCAAUCUGACUGGUUCUACUCCAGUCCUUUCAAAUUUGCUAACUGAGACGGCAGCUAAUUCUGGAGUUGCAUCAUUGAGUUCACCUUCCAAAGUUGUGCCAUCACCCCAGCCACAUCCAGAAACAGGUAUACCACAGUCUCCCAAAAUGGCAGGUUCCCCAGGACAAAUGACUGAGAACCCAAUAAAUCCAAACUUGCAAAGGUUAAAACGUAGCUUUUCGCAAGGUCCUUCAGGAAAUCAGACCUUUUUUCAAGUCCAUCCACCCAGCCAGAAUUAUGCACCAGGGCAAACUCCGAGUCAAAAUCUGACUCUAGCCAGUCAGCCAGGACUUAGUAAUCAGUCCAACACACAAAUCAUGCUUUCUCAGUCAAUGGGUUCCCAGGGGCAACGUGGGAGGCCCCUCCUUUUGGAAGAGCAACCCCUCCUUCUGCAGGACCUUUUGGAGCAAGAAAGGCAGGAGCAGCAACAGCACCGACAAAUGCAGGCAAUGAUACGUCACCGAUCUGCCGAUUCCUUCUUUCCUAACAUUGAUUUUGAUGCUAUCACUGAUCCUAUCAUGAAAGCAAAGAUGGUAGCGUUGAAGGGAAUCAACAGAGUUAUGGCCCAAAGUAACUUGGGAAUGCCACCAAUAGUAAUGAACAGAUUUCCAUUCGUGGAUCAGCAAGUGUCAAGUCCACAGAAUGGUGAUGGUGGGCAGAAUCCCAUUCACCAAGGAGUUACCCCGGAUGGAAACUUGGCACCUCAAAUGCAGCGACCAAACCCUCCAUCAUUUGGUCCCGGUUUCGUGAAUGAUGCACAGAAGAAACAGUAUGAAGAAUGGCUCCAAGAAACUCAACAGCUCCUCCAAAUGCAGCAGAAAUUUCUCGAGGAACAGAUUGGAGCACACCGGAAAUCAAAGAAGGCACUCUCAGCGAAACAACGCACAGCUAAAAAGGCUGGGCGAGAAUUUCCAGAAGAAGAUGCAGAGCAGCUGAAGCACGUAACUGAGCAACAAAGCACGGUGCAAAAACAGUUGGAACAGAUUCGAAAACAGCAAAAGGAACAUUCAGAACUUAUGGAAGAGUACCGGAUAAAGCAGCAGCAACAAUGUUCAAUGCUAUCAUCCACCAUAAUGCCUGCUGGAUCAGCACAGCUUCCGCCCAUUCAGAGUGGGACUCCAUCUUCAGUUACGCAGCAGAAUUUCCCAAUGAUGCCAGAGCAGCAAUCCAGACAACAAAUGCAGCAGCCUGUUCCUCCACAACCAGCCAGUAACCGAAUGGCUACUGCUCCUCAGUGGAAGUCUUGCAAUCCUAAUGCAGCUCCCCCUCCCCCCAUUCCCAUGGGCACCCAUCGGAUGCAGCACCCUGCGCCACCUCAGUUGCCAAUGCCAAACACCCCAUCUACACAAGCGGCAUUGGUCACAACAAAUCAGCAGUCCAACGUGCCGCCACGCGUUGAAUUUGACGACAACAACCCAUUCAGUGAAAGCUUUCAGGAGAGGGAACGGCGGGAGCGUUUACGAGAGCAGCAGGAGCGCCAACGCAUCCAGCUUAUGAAGGAAGUUGAACGUCACCGCGCAAUGCAGAAGCGGAUGGAGAUGGAACAGCAGCAGCAGCAGGGGCUCUCUGAUUUGAACACACCCUCCCUUUCGCAAAUGCCAUAUUUUAAUUCUGAGUUGCCUUGUGAUUUCAUGCAAUCUCAAAGACCACCGCAGCAGAUGGGACAUAUUUCUCCCCAGCAACAGAAUCUUCUUCCACAAUUCAUGAAUUCACCUCCUCCAUCGCCUUUUAUGCAGUGCGGUGACAACAGGCCGAUGGGGAUGGCAGGGUUUGAGCCUGAAGCCAAUGCAGUCCCGGGUGGGUGCCCACCUAUUCACCCAAUGAACCAGGUACCAUCUAGUCUUGGUUUUCCUCAGAACCUACCUCGCCCUCUAUUUGGACCAGCUAUGCCUGUUGGAUCUCAUGGGAAAGUUGAUGGAGGUCAAUUUGGUCUAGAAGGUGGAAUGCAAUUGCCAAGCAAUUACCCAGGCACAGGCCAAUCACUCAUACAACGUUAUUCCAAUAUUAUACCAGAGGAAAAGGGAAAGAAGCGUAGAAAUAGAAAGAAAAAGAAGGAUGACGAAGAUGAGUGUGCGAGGACACCAUCUACUCCUCAUUCUGACAUUACUGCACCAACUACACCCAUUGUUGCUGACCCUGCUAAUGCAGCUAUUAAUCGACCUGGUGAUUUUGUAUAUAAUCAAGGUGAGAAUGAUAAUGGAGAGUUAGCUGGUAAUUCAAGUGACCAUCAACCUCCAUCUGAGCUUGAACGGCAGCUUUCUUCCAAUGUUAAUGUACCACAGAGAAUGGUGGUACAGCAGGCCUGUCUCCCCUCUGAAACAGAACACUGUCCAUCGAAUGAAGCUGCCAGGCCAAACUUGGUGAAGGUGGAACAGACAGAAGCCACAGAGUGCCGUCAGCACGUACCACACAAGAUGGAAGCACAGAACCCAGUGAAGUUGGAGGAGAAAAUCAGCAUUCAACAGCCUGCGGUUUCGUCUCACAGUCCAGCAGCUGGAGCGAACAUACCAGCGUCAAAGCAAGAAUCAGGGAAUGAGCUACUGAAACAUCUUCUGAAAAAUAAAAAUCCCCCACCAUCUGCUCCCCAGAGAUAUGAAGAAAAAUCUGACGAUGAAUCGAGUAUGGAAAACAGAUUGGUAAAGAAGCAGACCAAAUUUGAGGGGCAGAGUCCACCAAGUGCAUAUGCCUUUGAUGGAAAGAUGAUUCAGUUGCAAAGGAACGAUUCAGAGGAAGAAAAGAAGCGGCCAAAAAAUAAACGAUCACAGAAAACAGCUGAGAAGACAGCAUCACGUUAUAAAAAGCGAAGAAAAGAUGAGGAAGAGAGGCACGCAAUUUAUUCGAAUACUGAUGUUCUAAUGAACCAGUUAAAGCAGCAACUGACUCUUCUCCCAUUACUGGAGCCAACAAUCAGUGUGAACUUUGCUUACUUCCCUCCCUAUGGUAGUGGAAAGUUAAAUGGUGACAAUCUGCUAACCGGUUCUUUUGGAAGUGCUACUCUCGACAGUGUCCCAGAUUAUUACUCUCAAUUGAUUUACAAGAACAACCUAAGCAAUCCUCCCACCCCACCAGCUUCCUUGCCUCCUACACCACCACCUGUGGCUAGACAGAAGAUGGUGAAUGGUUUUGCUACCACUGAGGAGCUUUCUGGAAAGCCAGGAAUAAUUGGACAUCAUGAUGUCACCAAGAGCCUUGGGCCGAAACAAUACCAGCUACCUUUUAGACCUGAGGAUGAUUUAUUAGCAAGAGCUUUGGCCCAUGGACCGAAAACAGUGGAUGUUCCUGCCUCCUUACCAACUCCGCCUCACAACAAUCAUGAGGAACUAAGAGGGCAAGACCAUUGCGGUGAUGAUGACCGUGAUUCCCCGGAUAGCUUUGUAGCAUCAUCAUCUCCUGAAUGUGUGGUGGGCAAGGAGAUCAACAGAUAUCCUGAUCUAUCCUUAGUGAAAGAAGAGCCGCCGGAACCAGCUCCAUCCCCAGUCAUUCCCAUGCUUCCAAGUUCCAUUGGCAAAGGUUCAGAAGCUAGACGGAGUGAAGUUAAGAUAGAGCCGACCUUUGGAAAUAUAGGUUCAUCUUUGUAUUUUAAAAAUCAAUUUGUACAGUCCCAAAAUGGACCUAAAAUUGGCUUUGUGUCUGUAGCACUAACAUUGACACCAACUGCAGCUGAGGACAUCGGUGGUGUUGUGGCAGCAGUGGCUGAUCUCCUGCGUGUUAAAGUUCCCAACAGUUAUGAAGUCAGCAGUGGACCUGAACCAUCACCAAUGCCUUUGAUGAAUCCAUACAAGUUUAAUCAUACAUUUGAAACUAGACCACCGCACAUGGCUCAAGCAUCCCACCCUGGAUUUACUGGCCCUGUCAAGAUUAUGAGACCUGCUGGACCUUCAAGCCUUCCAUAUAUGAUUCCUCACCAUGGCACAGUGGCACUCAAAGUCGAUAAUCGAACAGUCAUGUCUGCCCACACAAAACCCCAAUGGUGCCGUCACUGUGAUGUUGUAGUGCUGGGUAAUGGUGUACGGAAGACACUCACAGAUCUUCCCUUUAAUAAGCAGGACUCAAGAGAUGGAAUAGCCAAAGCAGAGACUGAUAUUGUUUUUUGCAGCAAUAGUUGCUUUGUGCAGUAUGCAAUGGCCACACAAGCAAAAACACCAGAUUCAAAGCAGGCAGUUCCAUCUAUUAUGGCGGAGCAGCAACCCAAGGAUGUGGCUCGAAACACAUUCCAUCAUUACAACAACAACACCUCCCCUUUAGAUGUCCAUCGCCUUCCACGGAUUCAAGAGAAUGCAGUCUGUAUAUCAAAUCCUAGUGUUUAUUUCUCUCCAGCCAACCUGCAAAUGUUCAAACGAGAUCCAAAGCCAGAAGAUCUCAAGGUGAUGGUGAAGCUGAAACCUAGGCCAAGAUCACUGCAUGGAGGUUUGGAUGGAAAUCGUCCCAUUAAAAGGUGGAAAGGGAUGAAGUGGAAAAAGUGGAGAAUUCAGAUAGUCAUUCCUAAGGAACAUUUAAAGCUCGUGUCUGAACAGGAGAUAGAUGAACUUCUAAACAAACUCGGGACAUCAUUAAGGCCUGAGCCUAUGCCGCGUGAUUAUAGAAGAUGUUGCUUAUGUCAUGAAGAAGGUGAUGGAACAACUGAUGGGGCAGCAAGACUCCUGAACCUUGAUCUGGAUCUCUGGAUCCACUUAAACUGUGCCCUCUGGUCCACAGAAGUAUAUGAAACACAAGCUGGUGGCUUGAUUAACGUGGAGUUGGCUUUGAGGAGAGGCCUUUCUAUGAAAUGUGUUUUCUGUCAUAAAAUGGGAGCUACUGGUACAUGUCAUCGUAUAAGGUGCACCAACAUUUAUCACUUCACCUGUGCCAGUAAAGCUCAAUGUAUGUUUUUCAAAGACAAGACCAUGCUCUGCUCAUUACACAAACCAAAGGGACCUCAUGAGCAGGAGUUGACAUAUUUUGCCGUCUUUAGGAGAGUUUAUGUGCAACGGGAUGAAGUGAAGCAAGUGGCCAGCAUUGUACAACGAGGGGAACGCAACCACACAUUUCGAGUUGGAGGAUUAAUUUUCCAUGCCAUUGGACAGCUCCUCCCGCAACAGAUGCAUUCUUUCCACAGUUCGGUAGCACUCUAUCCAGUUGGCUAUGAAGCAAGCCGGUUUUACUGGAGCACGCGUUACUCCAACAAACGCAGUCGGUAUCUGUGCUCCAUUGAGGAAAAAGACAGUGCUCCAGAAUUUGUGGUGAGAGUCAUUGAGCAAGGUCAUGAGGAUCUGGUCUUAACGGGAAGCUCUCCAAAAAGGGUGUGGCAAAAACUUCUGGAGCCCAUAGCUCGUCUCCGCAAAGAUGCAAAUAUGUUGAAACUCUUUCCAGACUACCUUCGGGGAGAUGACCUCUUUGGCUUGACUGUGUCUGCAGUCACAAGGAUAGCCGAAUCGCUGCCUGGAGUAGAGAACUGCGAAAACUACAUAUUUCACUACGGUCGCAAUCCAUUGAUGGAACUUCCGCUUGCAAUAAAUCCUUCAGGCAGUGCCCGAUCCGAGCCCAAGAUGAGUACCCAUGUCAAGAGGUUUGUGUUAAGGCCACAUACGCUGAACAGCACCAGUACUUCCAAGUCUUUUCAGAGCACAGUCACGGGAGAGCUGAAUGCACCUUAUAGCAAGCAAUUUGUUCAUUCCAAAUCGUCUCAGUAUCGUAAAAUGAAGACGGAAUGGAAAAUUAAUGUGUACUUGGCCCGUUCUCAGAUCCAGGGUCUUGGUUUGUAUGCUGCCCGGGACAUUGAGAAACAUACCAUGGUUAUUGAGUACAUUGGAACAAUCAUCCGCAAUGAAGUGGCUAACAGGCGGGAGAAACUUUAUGAAUCUCAGAAUCGUGGAGUGUACAUGUUUCGUAUUGACAAUGAUCAUGUUAUUGAUGCAACUUUGACGGGAGGUCCGGCAAGAUAUAUUAAUCAUUCCUGUGCACCAAAUUGUGUGGCUGAGGUGGUGACCUUUGAGAAAGGACACAAAAUAAUCAUCAGCUCCAACCGUAGGCUUCAGAAAGGAGAAGAGCUGUCCUAUGAUUACAAAUUUGAUUUUGAAGAUGACCAGCACAAGAUCCCGUGUCAUUGUGGAGCUGUGAACUGCCGUAAAUGGAUGAACUAAACACAUUCCUUGCAAUACUUACUUCUGGGAUUGCUUGUCCUUGGAAAGAGAUGCUCUCUUUUCACAGAAAAACAUACAGACACACACACAGACACAGACACACACGCACACAUUUUAAAAAGUAAGCCUGGAGUUCACAAAUGGUUCUCCUCAUCUCCAGCAGCAGCACAGAGUUGCGGAACAAGCAUACACGAAGACUGGCUGACGUACCAGUCACUCCCAUCUGUCCAUACAUGAUGCAGGUGGAAGCAGAUUAUUAAUUGGUCGAGCACUGGAGUUACUGUCCUGUAUUGAAAACGAGCAAUGGUUUUACUAGGAAAAGAAUCAAUGGCUGACCUGCUUACAAGUAGGGUAGGCACUUAUGAAUGUAGGACUGAAUUCACCAGCUAGGGGAAGGAUCAACAGUGCUGGCCACAGCCUUAUUUGCAAGGGGCAGGCCCUCUAGUUUAAAUAAAUAAUUAAUUAAAAGUAGACACCACUGAACAAGGAAUGUACUGAGGUGACUUCCUUAGGGAUACAGCUAAGGGAAAUAACUUGCACUAAAAACAUUUAAAAUACUUGAUUCCAUGAGUCAGUUUAUUGUAGUUUUUUGAUUUCUGUAUGAUAAAAGAGAAACAUUUUUGUAUUUAUUGGAUAAGUGAAUGAAGCUAUUUUUAAAAAUAAAAGUAGAAGAAAGCCAAGCUGCUGCUGUUACCUGCAGAUAUAAAAACCCUGUUACUUUGUACAAAGUGUAAAUAAAGCAAGGAAUAUACAAUAUUAAAAAAAUGACCAAAUGCUACCUGACACUGCAGCCAUUUGCUUUUAGUGGAGUCAGUCCUCUGAGUCAGGUUACAUGGUGUAUAAUUUUAACCAACUGUGAAUUAGGUUCAAAACCACACCCAGGUAGCGGCUAGAUGCUCCAUUAGCAAGCCUAGAUAUUAAGGUAGAGGAUUGCAGACACGAUACAUACAGCAGAAUCAUGUUAAGGGUUGUAGAGUCAAAGAUAAUUUUUAUUUUUAAGCAAAAUUAUGAGAUGUAAUUAUGCUAACACUGCAGGAUUUUUGGCAAUAGGGUUUUGAAAUAAAUGAGAAAAUAGGCACAAAAAUAUUUGUAUGGAUUGUUUUUGUUUACAUUUCUUUAAACAAACACUGUUUUGUGUUGGCUUGUAGAAGUUUAAAAUGCAUUUUGAACCAGGUUAGCUUUAUUUUGUACUUACAGAAAAGAAAAAUAACUGGUACUGACACUUCACAACUAUUAAGUUCGAAAUAAAGUUUUUUGUGCACAUUAUCAGUAAAUUGUUAUAUUCAAUGAAGCAGUCAUAAAUUGUAAUGUAUAUGGCAUGUUGUAUUUUUUACCUUACAGAAGAAAUCAAUUGUACAUAGUUCUUCUUGAUAAAUAGCUGUAUGAAUUUGUUUCUUGGAUAUUUUUUCUCUUGUAUAAUAUUCCAACAUCCUACCAGUAUUUGUCCAACAGUUUUUUUCUGUCCUGUACAAUAGUAUCUAAUGUUGGGGGAAAAAGAGCUUUUUUUGAAGUGUAAAGAGUGUUAUUGGGUUUUGGAGUUUGUGCAACCAGAUUAGGAGAUCAGCAUUUACAAAUAAAAUAUUUUACAUCUAUGAA